Messenger RNA from Oryzias latipes (Japanese medaka), 2841 nucleotides. Its product is annotated as sodium/potassium/calcium exchanger 1-like. The record is from RefSeq and is a predicted model, not a curated record. NCBI's taxonomy places the organism in Eukaryota, Metazoa, Chordata, Actinopteri, Beloniformes, Adrianichthyidae. Gene Ontology annotation, molecular function: calcium, potassium:sodium antiporter activity; calcium channel activity. Gene Ontology annotation, cellular component: plasma membrane. Gene Ontology annotation, biological process: long-term synaptic potentiation; intracellular calcium ion homeostasis; long-term synaptic depression.
UAUCGUGUUUGUCAUUACUAAGGUAUGCUAACAAAGUGAGAGUGAGACAAUGUACCUAAUCCUCUUAGACAACUUCAGGUGUUAAGUAUUAUGCUGAUCCAUUGUGAAGACUCGUUCUGUGUCCUACAUAACCGUCUGGUCAUCGAACAUACUUUUUCAUUAUACCUUUGGACAUCUCAACACUGAAGAUUUUGCAAGAAAUAAAUACAAUGGAGGGAUUUUCCAAAUGUUUCAUGACAUGAAUAAUGCCAUUGAGGUUUUGAAAUCCGUUACCCAAUGGUCUCCUGCAAGGGAGCGAGCUCGACUCCGUCAAAGCCUGUUUAUGCUGCAUAACAAUUCCACGUAGCCAUCGGGAACUCAGCUUGGGAGGAAAAAUGCAUUAUACAAGAAGGAAGAGACUGCAGAUGAGCCGGGUCCUGUUUCUCCUCUCGGGAGUGUUCCUCUGCACCCUGUACCAGCUGACCAUCAGUGCCCAGCUGUAUGAGCCUUUUCCACAGCCUCAGGUUGGCGUGAACAUGGAAGGUUCGGCAGAGGGUGUUCAGGAGGCAACAUUAAAGCCAGAGGUGCAGACAAGGCCUCCCACCCCACAUGGGUUAGAGCCCACAGAUGAAACGACAACAGAGAUGGACGUGGCAUCCCAGACACAGAGAGAUAUGGACAUGGACACAUACGUUGUUACCACAGAAACAGCUACGGAGUCAGAAGCAUCCACCCCAACAGAAUCACCUGCUCUGCCAACAACAAACCGGACUAUGGUGAACUGCAUCUAUGUGGCCCCUGAACCUCCAGCAGAGACGCCUCCCCAAGUUCCAGCUCCUGUUACCACAAUUCCUCCAGUUUUGCCUGGAGAAGCUCAUGUAAAGGGUGACUACCCAGAAGACAUCUUCUCAAUUGAAGACCGCAGAAGAGGAUGGGUGAUCCUCCACAUCUUGGGGAUGGUGUACAUGUUUGUGUCUCUUGCAAUCGUCUGUGAUGAGUUCUUUGUGCCUGCACUCGGUGUGAUCACUUACAAAUUAGAAAUCUCUGAUGACGUAGCAGGAGCCACGUUUAUGGCUGCCGGAGGCUCUGCCCCAGAGCUUUUCACCUCUUUGAUAGGGGUCUUCAUCGCACACAGCAACGUGGGUAUCGGCACCAUAGUUGGUUCGGCAGUUUUUAACAUUUUGUUCGUGAUUGGAAUGUGCGCCUUGUUUUCCCGAGAGGUGCUUCACCUCACCUGGUGGCCACUUUUUAGAGAUGUAUCAUUCUACAUACUUGACCUCAUCUUACUGAUAAUUUUCUUCUUGGAUAACGUCAUACUGUGGUGGGAGAGCAUGAUGCUGGUGGCCUGUUACUCUCUCUAUGUGGUAUUUAUGAAGUAUAAUGUACAACUGGAACGGGCUUUCAAGACUCAACUCCACAAACACAAGAUCAUUGUGAAAGUUAUUGCAGUGGAAGAACCAGAAAAGACAAAUGGGAACGUUGAAGAGAAUACCCCUCCUGCUCCAGAGGACAAGAAUCGGUUAAAGUUGAAGCCGUCCCUUCAGCGAGGGGGGAGUUCAGCUUCUUUGCACAACAGCACCAUGAGAAAUACCAUAUUCCAACUGAUGAUUCAUACACUGGAUCCCCUGGGAAACGGAAAAUUUAAGGAAAAGGCUGAGAUUCUGACAAGCGUGGCUAGACGGAAAUCUGAGCCCAAAACUCAGGACAAAGGUGAAGACAAUCAGAAGAAAACAGACCAGACCAAAGAACAAGAGGCUGCUCCAACCACAGACAAAGAGAAGAAGGAGCAGCAAGAUGACAAGAAGGAUGAUGUGCCAGCAGAGCAGAGGGAGUCUGGGGGCUCAGAAGAAUCAGGCAGCGAUGAGGAGGAUGAAGAGGACGACAGCGACGAGUCUAGUGAAGAGGAGGAGGAUGAUGAUGAGAAGGAUGAGGGAGAAGAAGAGGAAAAAGAAGAUGAGCCCCUGUCGUUGCAGUGGCCUGACACGCCUAGUAAACAAGCUACCUACCUCUUCUUGUUGCCCAUUGUCUUCCCUCUGUGGCUAACUGUUCCUGAUGUUCGCAGAGAGAAAUCUAGGAAAUUCUUUGCAAUCACCUUCCUGGGCUCCAUCAUGUGGAUUGCUAUUUUUUCAUACCUUAUGGUGUGGUGGGCUCAUCAGGUUGGAGAGACCAUUGGGAUCUCUGAGGAGAUUAUGGGGCUUACAAUCCUGGCUGCAGGGACAUCCAUCCCUGAUCUCAUUACCAGUGUGAUUGUAGCUCGCAAAGGCCUUGGGGACAUGGCAGUGUCCAGCUCAGUGGGCAGCAACAUCUUUGACAUCACUGUGGGUCUUCCAGUCCCCUGGCUGCUGUACGCGUCCAUCCAUGGUUUUGGUCCAGUGGCUGUUAGCAGCAAUGGACUCUUCUGUGCCAUUGUGCUGCUCUUCAUCAUGCUGCUCUUCGUCAUAAUCUCCAUUGCAGUCUGUAACUGGAGGAUGAAUAAGGUGCUGGGAUUCACUAUGUUUCUCUUGUACUUCUUUUUCCUGGUGGUCAGCGUUUUGCUGGAGGAUCGAGUCAUUAUCUGCCCUGUUUCCAUCUGAAAAAGGAAGCUGAAACCUUCUCUAAAGCAGACUUUUUCUCUGGUUUUGAACUGAAGCAGGACCCCUCAUCUGCAGUAACUUAAGGAUCUCAUGACUGUGGACCUUGAAACAGUGAAAAGUGUAUUGGUACAUGAUUCUCAUUUAAUUCCAAUUUUUGACAUUGAAGUAUUUAAAAAAGUAUUAUAAAGUAUUAAACUUGAACAACCCUACAAAGGCUGCAAUAAUUCACCCUUCCUUCUAAUUUCAGCAGUUUUAAGAGGUGAUUAAAUGUUGACACGUGUUUACAUUU